This is a messenger RNA of Suillus fuscotomentosus, 1936 nucleotides long. Its product is annotated as amino acid transporter. Gene Ontology annotation, cellular component: membrane. The record is from RefSeq and is a predicted model, not a curated record. The transcript has 18 exons. Bases 213 to 1847 code for a protein of 544 amino acids. Lineage: Eukaryota; Fungi; Basidiomycota; Agaricomycetes; Boletales; Suillaceae. Gene Ontology annotation, molecular function: L-amino acid transmembrane transporter activity. Gene Ontology annotation, biological process: amino acid transmembrane transport.
CCGCCCAUCAUUGAUUCCAAACGUCGACUGCUCGCACGCGACUAAAGCGCCAUUCAGGGGUUUAGGAAUUCAGAUUUGAAUUCACAUGGUUGACCUGGCCAUCUUUCGUGCGCAGCGUGGUAUUUGCAUCAUGUGGACACAUUCUUGCGUUAUCGUCAAGCGCCCUUUUAUCUUACAUCAAUGUGUCCAUACCUCCCAUUUCAUCCCAAGGAAUGUCCACUACCUGGUGGUCGCGAUCAAGCAAGCAGCAGCAAGACGACCAAGAUGACCGUGCUUCUGAGUUACAGCUCGGCGAAAAGGAUCAGGGUAUUCAGAAGCCACACAACGACAAUGCUGACUUGGGUCCUGGAGAACUGACCUUUGAAGAAGAUACUGCGGGUGGCAUGGGUCGUUACCUUGGUGUAACAUCUUGCACUCUCCUUAUCGUUGGAAAAAUUAUUGGCUCCGGCAUAUUCUCAACGCCGUCCUCCAUCCUCUCCAGCGUGGGCUCAGUCGGCGCUUCCCUUAUGCUUUGGGUCCUCGGUUUCUUGCUUAGCUUCUGUGGACUCUUCAUAUGGCUCGAGUUCGGCACCAUGUUCCCUCGCAGUGGCGGAGAGAAGGUAUACCUCGAGGCCGUCUACAAAAAGCCCAAGUACCUCGCUACGAUAAUAUUUGCUGCCAACGCUAUAUUACUUGGGUUUACUGCGAGCAACUGUAUUGUUUUUGCUAGCAAUAUCUUGGUUGCCGCAGGUCAAUCCGCAGGUCGCUGGAAUCAGCGUGGAGUUGCACUUGGCGUCAUGUUCUUCGUAACCUUUCUACACGGAAUAGCCCCGAAGACCGGCGUACUGAUUAUGAACUUGCUCUCGAUAUUCAAAAUCGUAAUUUUGGUAUUUGUUGUGGUCACAGGCUGGGUAGUUCUCUCUGGUAAAACCCGCGUUGUGGAUCCGUACUAUAAUUUUAGAAACGCGUUCGCGGGGAGCUCCACGAGCAGUAACGACUAUGCUACAGCCACCUUCAAAGUCCUGUACGCAUAUACGGGAUGGUCCAACGUGAACUACGUGAUGAACGACGUCCGCAAUCCAGUGAGGACGCUCAAGAUUGCAGGCCCGCUCGGUCUUGGUAUAUGCACCGUUUUGUACUUGCUUGCAAAUGUGGCUUAUUUCUCUGCUGCAACCAAGACGGAGAUUAUCGAGUCUGGUGUUACUGUCGCUUCUUUGUUUUUCGGGAACGUCUUUGGUUCUGUUGCAGAGCGUGCGCUAUCGGUUUUCAUUGCUCUCAGUGCUCUUGGAAACGUUAUCACUGUGACUUUUGUGGCUGCACGAGUAAAUCAAGAGCUCGCGAAGGAAGGGAUACCCUUACCAUUCGGAAACAAAUUCUGGGCCUCAAAUUGGCCCACUGGGAAGUCCCCACUUCCAGGAUUGAUAAUUCAUUUGAUACCCUCCGUUAUCGUCAUUAUCGGGCCUCCCCCAAACAUUGCUUACCCUUUCAUUUUGGACGUUGAAGGAUACCCACAGCAAAUUAUCAAUUUCUUUAUUGUCAUCGGUUUGUUCUAUCUGCGAUGGAAGAAGCCAGAUGCCAAUCGGCCAUUCAAAGUAUGGUGGCCUCUCGCUGUAUUCUUCUUGGCUGCUGCUUGCUUCCUCCUCAUCGCUCCCUUCCUGAAACCAGCCAAUAGCGUCGGCGACACCCCACCACUGCCAUAUUACCUGUACUGUCUCGUCGGAAUCGCCAUCAUGUUCGUAGGCGUGCUGUACUGGUUCGCAUGGCGAAUCAUGCUGCCUAAGGUAUUUGGCUAUGAGCUUGUACCGAGGAAGGAGAUGUUGGACGAUGGGACUUUUGUCACUGUAUAUUUGAAUCGAAAGAUGCAGUGAUUUGGAGGUUGAUUGGAAGUGCUGGUAAGUUGGUCUUUGUAUUAAUUUAGUGCGAUGUCGUUAUGCACUCAACAUGCGUAGUUUAUCAU